AUGGCUCCUGUAACCCUUCACCUUCGAUCCGAAACCAAGCCACUGGAGCACCGCAGUGCUCUCACACCAACAGUAACCCGGAAACUGCUCGACAACGGUUUCAAGGUCAAUAUUGAGCGCAGUCCUGAACGAAUCUUUGACGAUAAAGAGUUCGCCUCCGUCGGAGCUACAUUAGUGGAGGAAGGAUCAUGGCCAAACGCACCAGAAGAUCACAUCAUCAUUGGCUUGAAAGAAUUAGAGGACAAGGACCCUUUUCCUCUGAAGCAUACCCACGUCGCCUUUAGCCAUUGCUACAAAAACCAAGGUGACUGGGAGAAGGUUUUAGGGCGCUUUCCUCGGGGUGGAGGCACUCUAUACGAUCUAGAAUUCCUGACCGAUGAAAAGGGCAGGCGAGUGGCAGCGUUCGGAUUUCAUGCCGGCUAUGCGGGCGCGGCUUUGGCUCUCCUAGAUUGGGCAUGGCAACUGGAGCACGGUAAUAAGGAAGCUUUACCUGGCAAGGGUCAUUAUCAGUGUAAAAGCGAUCUAGACACAGAGGUUAAGGAGCAGGUCUCUAAAGGCGUGCAAAGGAACAAAGGGAAAUCGCCGCGCGUGCUUGUUAUCGGAGCGUUGGGCAGAUGCGGAAGAGGAGCUCUAGAGUGCUGUCGACAAGCUGGCAUCCCGGAACAACAGCUUGUGAAAUGGGACAUGGACGAGACGGCCCAGCCUGGACCGUAUAAUGCAAUUAAGGAGGCUGACGCCUUUAUUAAUUGUAUCUACUUGAGCGAGCCUCUUCCUCCUUUCAUUUCUACGGACUUUUUAAAGCAAGGAACACGCAAUCUCAGCGUUGUGUGUGAUGUUUCUUGCGACACUACCAAUCCUCACAAUCCUAUCCCCUUUGCCAACCAGCCCACCUACUUCAGCAAGCCGACUAUCACCCUGCCGGACUUCCUGAAUCCACCCCUGAGCUAUAUCUCUAUAGAUCAUCUCCCAUCUCUACUCCCGCGAGAGGCGUCCGAAGCGUUUAGUGAAGCACUUUUGUCCAGUCUCCUCCAGCUACCGGAGAGGGACACAGCGCCUGUAUGGGUAGGGGCAGAGAAAAUGUUCAAGGAAAAAGUCGCGCUUUUGCCUCAAGCGCUCAGGCAGAGGGAGACGCCCGUUGCAAAUGGGGCAGCUAGAGCAUAA
Letharia columbiana is the source of this 1161-nucleotide messenger RNA. RefSeq lists its product as uncharacterized. Gene Ontology annotation, cellular component: cytoplasm. The record is from RefSeq and is a predicted model, not a curated record. The transcript has 8 exons. Gene Ontology annotation, molecular function: saccharopine dehydrogenase (NAD+, L-lysine-forming) activity. NCBI's taxonomy places the organism in Eukaryota, Fungi, Ascomycota, Lecanoromycetes, Lecanorales, Parmeliaceae. Bases 1 to 1161 code for a protein of 386 amino acids.